Messenger RNA from Fonsecaea nubica, 945 nucleotides. RefSeq lists its product as hypothetical. The transcript is spliced from 3 exons. The coding region runs from base 1 to 945 and encodes 314 amino acids. Gene Ontology annotation, molecular function: protein binding. Lineage: Eukaryota; Fungi; Ascomycota; Eurotiomycetes; Chaetothyriales; Herpotrichiellaceae. The record is from RefSeq and is a predicted model, not a curated record.
AUGUCUGGCAAGAACCCAAGCUCAAUCCUGGCACGGUUGCUGGAGUCGGGCGAGUUCAGCGAUCUAAAGUUCCUCUGCAAAGGCGACGAGUUCAAGGUCCACAAAGCGAUCGUGUGUACGCAGUCACCGGUGAUCAAAGCUGCCAUCCAAGGAGCAUUUGAGGAAUCCCACACCAGUGUCAUUAAAAUGGACAACUUCGAUCCCAAAGUCGUGAAGCAGCUGGUCCAAUUCAUGUAUACUGGCGACUACGAUAUUGAAGAGGUCCGACGCGACGCUUCCGAAGAAGCUACUUCCGAGGUGGUCGGUGAUGUGGUGGAUGGAGGUUCAUUGUCGGAUGGGCAAUCUCAACCUGACGAGAACGAAAUCAAUCGCACAGGCUCCCCUUCGGCACCGCAGCCCGAGGUGAGCGCAAGAGAUCCGCUUCUUGAACAUAUCCACGUCAAUUCCAUCGGCGACUAUUACGGCAUUGAAGCACUCGUUUCCCUCGCGAACAGCAAGAUUGAGCAACUUCUCCAAGACGACCCGGCGGAGAACUCUUGGGUUGAGACUCUGCCCGGCGCAAUCGAAGCGGCCACCCACUCGACAGGAGACCAGGAAGUCCUACGCAUCUUCGCCACGGCGAUCGCACCCAACAUCUCCUCACUCCUCGGUAUGGAGCAAUUCCGGCGCCUCAGCGUGCUGACGGACUUCUCACUGACGGUCCUGGACAAGUGCGCGCGGAAAAUCCAUGCCCUUUCCCUCCAAGACCAGUCGAACAAGUAUCUCCUGCAGGACUGGGAGAGGCGCCGAGGUGAACAGGACACGGAAAUUGCAAAGCUAAAAGAUUCUCUAAGGAUGCUGAACAGGACGAGGCAGUGCAGGAACUGCAUGGCGGAAUUUACGUGUUCGAUCGAUACGCGCGAAUGUAUUCUCCGGUGCACCAAGUGUCUGUGUAAGCACCACUAG